AUCUAUCUUCACACCUUAAAUAUCUCACUAACCAAACAUAUACACUCUCUUCUUCCAUUUCAUGUAUACAAAGAAAGAAAAAUGAAACACAUAACCAUCCUUAUUUUGUUCAUUGUGUUGCUAACAGUUACUACCUCUGUGUCCUCUCGCAGAUCCACAUCAUCAACUACCAAACCUUCACCAUCUAGUGAGAACAACAACAACAAAGGUGGAGGCAAUGAUUACGGUGGUUCCUUUGGAUUUGGACCAGGAGGAAGUUUUAGCAUACCAGGUUUUGGGAACAACAUAGGAGGAGGAUAUGGAAGUGGUUAUGGAACUCCAAAUGGUGGCUACUCAAGAAAUGGUGUAACUAGGCCUACUAUUAUCUGCAAAGACAGAGGCCCUUGUUAUCAGAAGAAGGUGACGUGUCCAGCAAGGUGUUUUUCUUCCUUCAGUCACUCUGGCAAGGGUUACGGUGGUGGAGGCGGAGGUGGCGGCUGUAACAUUGAUUGCAAAAAUAAAUGUAUCGCUUAUUGUUGAGGGAAGCCACUACUAUAUAUUAGUGUGCGAGUUUAACUUUUGGAUAAAUAAAAAUUUAUGAUACUACUUAUAUAUGGGUUGAUCUGAGUUAGAACUUGCUUUCGAUUAUAUAUAUAUGGUUUUUUUAAUGUCUAUAUCUAUAUAGUUUAAGAUAUUAUGGGACAUCGCUGAGAAGAUUCUCAUUCUGGGCUGCUAUUUUUUUCUCUCUUAUAAAAACAUGUAACAAAACGUUUUUAUAUAUGUGUGUGUGUGUUGAGUUAUAUUUUGGCUGAGGUAGGUUUAGUUUGUACUACUUGGGCCAUUUUUCAUUGAGAUGACAAGAAUUUCACUAUUGCACA
Molecule: messenger RNA, 857 nt
Organism: Cicer arietinum (chickpea)
Lineage: Eukaryota; Viridiplantae; Streptophyta; Magnoliopsida; Fabales; Fabaceae
Source: RefSeq, a predicted model, not a curated record